Molecule: messenger RNA, 702 nt
Organism: Volvox carteri f. nagariensis
Lineage: Eukaryota; Viridiplantae; Chlorophyta; Chlorophyceae; Chlamydomonadales; Volvocaceae
Exons: 4
Coding region: 1-702 (233 amino acids)
Source: RefSeq, a predicted model, not a curated record
AUGUCAUUGCAUGUCUGGCUUUCGAUCAAAUGCAGCAGCAACAACAGCAAACGCAACCACGCCAGCCUUCCAAUUGAACCCGACUGCACCGGCGCCUCUCCAAGUGGCACCCACAACGACUCCACAUGCCGUUCCUUCUGCAAAUCCACCAAUGCGUGGCAAUGGGCGUGUGCUCGCACACACGAGGAUAUCCGCAUGUACCUCGAACAGCAUUCCCUGCCGUACAAGGGCGGGGAUUACGUGGGCGGGGAUUACGUGGGCGGGGAUUACGUGGGCGGGGAUUACGUGGGCGGGGAUUACGUGGGCGGGGAUUACGUGGGCGGGGAUUACGUGGGCGGGGAUUACGUGGGCGGGGAGGACGAGGACUGGGGGGACGAGGGAGGGGAGGACGAGGGAGGGGAGGACGACGAGGGGACGGGGGGCAGAGUCCUGCUCAAGGACUAUGGCAGAACCAAGAGUCAAAAGAGAGCAAGUCCAUGCCUCAACCAACUAGACGCAGCAAGGACCUGGCGACCGGAGAGCAGGAGAAAGGACCCCUUGGCUUUCGGGGCCACAGCGUUUAACCACGCAAAGAGCAAGGAGUCGUUUGGCGUCGGUAACAGCAGAGGUGUACAGACCCGCAGGGCUAAGGUGCAGCAGGAGAAGGGCAAGGGAGCCAUGACAGAGAUUCGGAAGGGGGGGCCGAAGAAGCAGCGGAGGUAG